This is a messenger RNA of Neurospora tetraspora, 1910 nucleotides long. RefSeq lists its product as uncharacterized. The transcript is spliced from 4 exons. Gene Ontology annotation, biological process: fatty acid metabolic process. Gene Ontology annotation, molecular function: medium-chain fatty acid-CoA ligase activity. The coding region runs from base 108 to 1850 and encodes 580 amino acids. NCBI's taxonomy places the organism in Eukaryota, Fungi, Ascomycota, Sordariomycetes, Sordariales, Sordariaceae. The record is from RefSeq and is a predicted model, not a curated record.
UAUUAUCGAGUGAUUAAUACCCUUUGCUUUUCUUUUGCCUCCUACUCUCCCCCUCCAACUGGACUCUUUCAAACGGGCCAAUAAUAUCUCAUUUCACAAUACACAACAUGUCUUCACCAGCAUUGGUACCAACAACCGUUGAGGAGGGAGCCGUUCUCCCUCAGACUCAAAGACCAUCUCUCCUUCACGGCCCAACAGAUCCUCCUCUGGUCGACCUCACACUGGGAGAGUUGCUCAACCUCCAAUGUCUGCACCACGGCACACAGGAAGCCCUCGUUUAUCCAUGGACAGGCGCAAGAUGGACGUACAACGAGCUCAACCACCAAAGUCAGCUUAUGGCACGCGCUUUGCUGGGAUUGGGGAUUCGUGUGGGUGAUAGGGUGGGCAUUAUGGCUGGAAACUGCGAGCAGUACGCUUCCCUCUUCUUUGCUGCCACGAGGAUAGGCGCCAUCCUCGUCAUUCUCAACAACACUUAUACCCCUACCGAAGCUCAGUAUGCUUUGGAGUUCUCAGACUGCAAGGUUCUCUUCACCACCAAGAAGAUCGGUCGCCUCGACCAAGGGCCCCUGCUCGCCGAGCUCAAGAUGAAGUCCAAGGCUCCCAAGGUGGUAAUCAUUAGGGGAGAUAGCGAGGGUUACCAGACCUAUGAUCAGUUGCUUUCGAAGGGGUUCAAGGUCAGCGUAGAACGUCUACAUCACAUGGAGAGGAAGGUCCUCCCUCACCUGGUCUGCAACCUCCAGUUCACCAGUGGUACGACUGGCCUGCCCAAGGCGGCCAUGCUCACGCAUCACAACAUUGUCAACAACUCGCGCUUCAUCGGUGACCGCAUGAAGCUUGGCCCCGACGACGUUCUGUGCUGCCCCCCACCUCUUUUCCACUGCUUCGGUCUUGUCCUUGGCCUCAUGGCCGUCAUGACUCACGGCGGCAAGAUUGUCUACCCAGCCGAAGUGUUUGACGCCCCCGCUACCCUCAAAGCCAUCAUCGACGAACGUUGCACCGCCGUCCAUGGUGUCCCCGCCAUGUUCGACAGCAUCCUCGCCCUCCCCGAAGCCAAGGAUCUCAAGGCUGCCGAUUUGCGUCUAAGGACAGGUAUCAUCGCCGGUGCCCCCGUACCGCGCUACCUGAUGGAAUUGCUCGUUUCGAAGCUCGGUAUGACCGAAUUUACGUCAAGUUAUGGACUGACUGAAGCGUCUCCGACCUGCUUCAACGCGCAUACCGAUGACCCGAUUGACGUACGGUUGACCACUGUCGGCACCCUGAUGCCCCAUGCCCACGCCAAGAUCGUAGAUAGGGAUGGUCAGAUCGUGCCUAUUGGCACCAAGGGAGAACUUUGCAUUGGUGGCUACCAGCUGCAAGCGGGAUACUGGAACAACUCGGAGAAGACGAACGAGGUGAUGAUGAGGGAUGAGUCCGGCAUGUUGUGGUUGCACACCGGUGACGAGGCCGUCUUUAACGAGCAGGGAUACUGCUCCAUUACCGGACGGUUCAAGGAUAUCAUCAUCAGAGGUGGCGAAAACAUCUACCCCCUCGAGAUCGAGGAGCGUCUCGUAGCUCACCCGGCCGUCUCCAUGGCCGUUGUCGUUGGUCUCAAGGACCAGCACUAUGGCGAAGUCGUCGGUGCCUUCCUCGGACUCGAGAAUGGCCAUCAGCCAAUGAGCACGGAGGAGGUGCGCGAGUGGUGCAGGCGGAAGCUGGGCAAGCACAAGGCUCCCACGCACGUCUUCUAUCUCGGCUUGGAUGGCGUACCUAGCACGGUUCCACUGACGGGAAGCGGAAAGGUGCGCAAGUUCGAGAUGGCGCAGUUGGGUAAUAAGCUGCUGGAGGAGAGACGCAAGACUUCCAAGCUCUGACGGGAGGAAAAGGACGAAAAGAAAAGUGCGUUUUGUUAAUUUCUUGGGUAUGCGCGAGUA